UCCGCCUAGUCGUAGAAUCCCAGUUUUUUCGUUCUUUCACACUCAUUCUUUUGUAGCGCAGCUUUUCUCCGUGGUAAUCCUUCCAGGUCUUUUAGAUCAAGGUGUUCUGAAUUUCGCUAGAUCAUCCAAAGAGCAGCGGCGCAGGGACUCCUACAGCAAAGAUCUUUAAUUUGCUAUGGCGCCGUGCGCGGAUUUCGCUGCGCUCCGGGCGUCGCCGGCCGACGUGCGGGUCGUCGCGUCCGACGGGAGCAACAUCGCGGCGCACUCCUCCGUUCUUGCCGCGGCGUCGCCGGUGAUGGAGCAGAUGAUCCUGGGCGCGCGGCGCGGGUGGGACGCCGGCUGCGCCGUCGUCUGCGUCCUCGGCGCGCCCUCCGACGCCGUCGCAGCCUUCCUCCGCUUCCUCUACUGCCGCCCCGGCCCCAGAGGGAUGACGGCGGCGGGGGAGGAGGAGUGGGCGGAGGGCGCGGUGGGCGAGCACGGGGCGGCGCUGCUGGCGCUGGCGCACGCGUACCGCGUCCCGUGGCUGAAGCGGCGCGCGGAGGCGGCCGUGGCGGCGCGGCUGACCGCGGAGCGCGCGGUGGACGCGCUGAAGCUGGCGGCGCUCUGCGACGCGCCGCGGCUGCGCCUCGCGUGCGCGCGACUCGCCGGCAAGGACCUGGGCGCCGUCGAGCGGUCCGAGGGGUGGCGGUUCGCGGCCCGGCACGACGCCGCGCUCCAGGGCGAGCUGCUCCAGCUCCUCCACGACGCCGUCCAGAGAAAGAAGAGGUGGGAGAGGGAGCGGGCGUCGCAGCACGUGUAUCGGCAGCUCAGCGACGCCAUGGCCAUCCUGGACCGCAUCUUCGCCGCCGGCGGCGCCGGCGCCGGCGAAGUGUGCGCCGCAGAAGCUUCGCCGUGCGAGGUCGACGGCGUGCGCCGGGGCCUCGAGCAGCUCAUGCGGCACUUCGCCGCGUGCGGCGGCCGGGCCAGGAAGCCCGCCGCCUGCCCGCGCUGCAGGCGCGCGCUCCAGCUCCUCCGGCUCCACGCCUCCGUCUGCGAGGACCGCGCCGGCGCCGGCGAGCCGUGCAGGGUUCCCUUGUGCAGCAACCUCAAGGCCAAGAUGCAGGAAGAGGGAGUGGACAAGACAUGGAAGCUUCUGGUGAAGAAGGUGACCAGGGCUAGGGUGAUGUCGGCUCUGGCCAGCAGGGAGGUACCAGAGGUUGUGAAGAAGUCAUGGGCGAAAUACAGCAGCCGUAGAGCUGCCAGAUUCAGAUAAAAAGGGAAGAUGGAGGAGGAAAUGGUUCUGCAGAAGGCCAGCGCAAUCUUGGCUACACUGUAUGCUUUGGAAGUAUUCCUUCUGUAUUUUUUUUGGGAGGAACACUGAAAUUACACGUUGCAUCUACGACUACGAGUAGCCAAAGAAGCCUGAUGCCUGCAUAUUAUAUGGCAUCCUUGUGACACUGUUGGAAUGGCGCCAAAGUUCAACCUGUACUCAUGAUACAUUCAUAUUCAUUCAUGAAUUUCAAAUAUAAAAAAAGAAUUGUAAGUUA
Messenger RNA from Panicum hallii, 1526 nucleotides. Its product is annotated as BTB/POZ and TAZ domain-containing protein 1-like. Bases 176 to 1252 code for a protein of 358 amino acids. The record is from RefSeq and is a predicted model, not a curated record. Gene Ontology annotation, molecular function: protein binding. Gene Ontology annotation, cellular component: nucleus. The transcript has 4 exons. Lineage: Eukaryota; Viridiplantae; Streptophyta; Magnoliopsida; Poales; Poaceae.